GUAAGCACAAUCUUCGGGAUGCUUAUCUUUCUCCACACACUACUGCUUUUCCAUUGCCCUGAUGCAUAUGCUAAACAUACUCUUUGCCGAAUGAUGGGAGACCCAACAUACCCGCUGCUGUCCAAGGAAGGAGACAUAAGUAUUGGAGCAAUUUUUGCAAUCCACAGUAAAUUAACAUUGCCUUCAUUUGAGUUCACAGAAAAACCGAAGUUUCUAACAUGCUCCAGUGUAAACCUACAAGAUUUUCGUGGGGCUCAAACUAUGAUUUUUGCGAUCGAUGAGAUCAACAAAAGUAAUUUGUUGCUCCCAAAUGUUUCUAUUGGCUACAGAAUCUAUGAUAGCUGUGGUUCAAGACUGUCUUCUAUGAGUGCAAUUAUGGCAUUGAUGAAUGGUCAAGAAAUUGCAGAAGGUGACAAAUGCAAUGGACAUUAUUUCACAAAUGCUGUUAUAGGGGAACCACAGUCCUCUGCCUCAGUGAUUCUGUCCAGAACCACAGGACCUUUUAAAAUCCCAGUGAUAAGUCCUUCAGCCACAUGUGAAUGUCUCAGUAAUAGGAAAGAUUACCCCUCAUUCUUCAGGACUAUCGCUAGUGAUUAUCAUCAGAGCAGAGCACUUGCAUAUAUAGUCAAACACUUUGGCUGGACUUGGGUUGGAGCUGUGAACAGUGACAAUGACUAUGGAAACUAUGGAAUGGCCAUAUUUACUGAUACAGCAGAGAAGGAGGGAAUUUGUGUAGAGUACUCUGUGAAAUUUCUGCGAACAGAUCCUGAAAAAUUAAGAAGAGUAGUAGAAACAGUAAAACUUGGCACUGCAAAAGUGGUUGUUGCAUUUAUGACUAGUUUUGAGAUGUAUAGUCUACUUGAACAGUUAAAUAUUCAGAACAUUACAGGCCUCCAAAUUAUUGGCGUAGAGGCAUGGAUGACUUCAAGUAGUAUGAUUGCUCCAUACAGUUUUCGUGUCCUGGGAGGUUCACUGGGGUUUGCAGUAAGAAAAAUCAAUAUUGACGGAUUUUCAGAUUAUGUUAUAAAAGCAUUCUGGGACACAGCUUUUCCUUGCUCACAGAGAGACAGGAAUGGAUCUCAAUAUGAAGUACAUUGCAGCAGAUAUCAAAAUCUACUUGCGUUUAAAGAUAACAAUGAAGAUGUGCCAGAACAACGAUAUCCAAGCAACAUCUACAAGGCAGUGUAUGCUGUGGCUUAUGCACUACACAGUCUGCUCAAAUGCAAAGAACAAGAAGGUUGUGAAAAAAAUCUGACAAUACCACCAGAGCAGGUGAUUGAGGCUUUGAAAGAGAUAAAUUUCACAGUAAAGUUUGGAGAUCGUGUGUGGUUUGACAACACUGGUUCAACAAUAGCCCAGUAUGAAGUUGUGAACUGGCAGCAAGACAAAAAUGGAUCAAUUCAGUUUAAAGCAGUGGGUUACUAUGAUGCCUCACUGCCCCCUGACCAGCGCUUUGUGCUUAACACUGAAAACAUCAUCUGGGCUGGAGGACAGCUGCAACCAAGGUCUGUGUGCAGUGAGAGCUGUCCUGCAGGCACUAGGAAGGCUGUACAGAAAGGAAGACCUGUCUGCUGUUAUGACUGUAUUCCAUGUGCAGAUGGAGAAAUCAGUAAUGAGACAGAUUCAAAUAACUGCAUGCAGUGUCCAGGGGAAUUCUGGUCUAAUGCUGAGAAAAAUAAAUGUGUCUUAAAGGCUGUAGAGUUUCUGUCAUUCACAGAAGUUAUGGGUAUAGUGCUGGUCUUUUUCUCACUGUUUGGAGUAGGAAUAACUGUACUGGUCACAGUCCUGUUUUACAGUAAGAAGGACACCCCCAUAGUAAAAGCCAACAACUCAGAGCUGAGCUUCCUGCUGCUCUUCUCAUUGACUCUGUGUUUUCUCUGUUCACUUACUUUCAUUGGUCGCCCCACUGAGUGGUCCUGUAUGUUACGUCACACAGCGUUUGGGAUCACUUUUGUCCUCUGUAUCUCUUGUGUUCUGGGGAAAACAAUAGUUGUGUUAAUGGCCUUCAAGGCCACACUUCCAGGAAGUAAUGUCAUGAAAUGGUUUGGGCCUGUACAACAGAGACUCAGUGUUCUUGCCUUUACACUUAUACAGGUUCUUAUCUGUGUGCUUUGGUUAACAAUAUCUCCUCCUUUUCCCUAUAAAAAUAUGAUAUAUUAUAAAGAGAAGAUCAUUCUUGAGUGCAGUCUAGGUUCUACUGUUGGUUUCUGGGCUGUACUGGGUUAUAUUGGUCUACUGGCUCUCUUGUGCUUCAUUCUGGCUUUUCUGGCUCGGACGCUGCCUGAUAACUUCAAUGAAGCUAAAUUCAUCACAUUCAGUAUGCUCAUAUUCUGUGCUGUGUGGAUCACAUUUAUUCCAGCUUAUGUCAGUUCUCCUGGGAAAUUUACUGUAGCUGUGGAGAUAUUUGCUAUUUUAGCCUCAAGCUUUGCUUUAUUAUUCUGUAUAUUUAUACCUAAAUGUUACAUCAUCCUGUUUAAGCCUGAACAAAACACAAAACAACAUUUGAUGGGAAAAGCACAAAAUAAGUCUUACUGA
Molecule: messenger RNA, 2535 nt
Organism: Triplophysa rosa
Lineage: Eukaryota; Metazoa; Chordata; Actinopteri; Cypriniformes; Nemacheilidae
Product: extracellular calcium-sensing receptor-like
Exons: 6
Coding region: 19-2535 (838 amino acids)
Biological process (GO): G protein-coupled receptor signaling pathway
Cellular component (GO): membrane
Molecular function (GO): G protein-coupled receptor activity
Source: RefSeq, a predicted model, not a curated record